This is a messenger RNA of Vicia faba (fava bean), 1383 nucleotides long. NCBI's taxonomy places the organism in Eukaryota, Viridiplantae, Streptophyta, Magnoliopsida, Fabales, Fabaceae. The record is from the annotation of a GenBank genome assembly.
AUGCGUGUUUUCUUUGAAGACUUGGAUUGUAACAACCAACACACUCUCACUAAUCUUUUUUCUCUUCUUUCUUGCGUGAUUAAGCUUCAAUUUCUGAAACAAAGAUAUUAUUAUGCAGUCUAUUCACUUUACCGAAAAUGUUGUAGAGAGCUUCAGGCUGAUCCUUCAAGAGAAUUGCCCCGACAUAUUAAACAUAAGAGUCGAUUGGAAAAUAUUCUUUCACUCUUUGAACUGAGUAAAAGCCAGAUCACUGCUGAUAUGAAGGAUCAAGCAAGAAAAGCAGAGGAAUAUAUACGAAACGCUCUAAUUGCUCUCAACAAGCAGGCCAACAGGCAACAGUCACCUGAUGUGCAACCCAAGCAACUGUUUGGCCUGUCCAAUUCUAUAAUUUCUCAACCGAACAAUAUGGUUUCUCAAGAUCACCGAGUUGCAAUGCCAAUUGGCAGUUCACAAGACAGUAUUAUAAAUCAAUCGCCAAUAGUAAAAGGCCAGUGCAAUGCUGUCAAACAACAGACAAACAUUGCACUCCAAGAAUUUGGUGUAAAAAACAACGCUCCAAGAAUUUCGGAAACUGAAGCAUUUGGUACAAGGACCAACACUAGGAGGACUUUACCCUUGAUUAAAGAAAGCAAUGAUCAAAAUCAAGGAUUUCACAACACUGAAGUGCAAAGUCAUGCAAUGCAGAAGCUGAUUAGAGCGUUGACUUCCGUUUCGCCUGAAGCACUGAGUGCAGCAGACUACCAAUCUACAUUACUCCCGGAGGAUGGAAAAUGCCUCGCAGCUUUGUUGCAACCACCUUUGAUACUCCUAGCAUGUAAAGGUUUCGAUCAGUUCACUUACACUACGGAAUCUGACUUGAAUUCUUUCACAACAAAAGAAAAAUGCUCUCUAACUGUGGAAAAUCAGAAUCUUUUAGCAGAAAUAAAAGACAUAAACAAUCGAUUGUUCGAUUGUGAUGUGGUUAUCGCUGAAAAGGAUGACGCUAAAAGUGUGAUUGGAAUAGGUACUGAUCAAAGUGAAGGUUUAGUUGUUAAAAUCCUGUAUAAUGCAGUGACUAUCAAUCAGAACCUUGUAUCUCACUUUAUUGCUGAUAAAAAGUCAUUGAUCGAACCCCUACGAUUGCUUAUUCCUUCAAGUUAUCCGUCCUGCUCUCUUGUUAUUCUGGACGAAUUGCCGUUGAAAGUCAGUGAUGACGUGAGAGCUCUAUCCGAGAAAGCAAAAGAAAAGCUGAGAUUUAAUGUUGGAAGAAUGAACGAACCACUGUUGAUUAAGGAUAUAGCAAGAGUGUGGGAAAGGUGUGCUAGAGAAGCAAUUCUUGAUUAUGCACAUGCUAAUGGUGGUGGAACUUUUACCUCAAUGCUUGGAGGUUGGGACGUCUGUUGA